CAUGACUCCAGUUUUCCUUUUCCUCCUCCUCUUCCUCUCCUUAACGGCCAUUCCUCCGGGUGCAUCUGAUGAUGGACCUCAGAAAGAGGAGCGCUUGGAUGUCUCUGAAAUCCUCGCAAGAGCAAAUGCUGACAUUACAACGCCCCUUACGCAUGGCGACAUUGUGCCAAAUUUACAGAGGAAUGCAGAUCCCUGCACGGCCAGAGGCUGCAAGUGGCCCAAACGUGGAGACUACGUCUUCGUGCCUAUCCACAUCUCCUCCAGAUACACCAGAGACGAGCGCAGAAUCAUCAUAAGAGGCCUCCUUACAUUCCACAGCUCCACCUGCAUUCGCUUUGUCUGGAGGCGCUACUGGCAUCGCAGAUACCUCUACAUCUACUCUGGAUCUGGGUGUUGGUCCUACGUGGGCCGUCAAAGACGAGGACAGCCGGUCUCCCUGAAAAAAAAUGGCUGUUUGUACCAGAACAUAGUGCAGCACGAGGUUCUCCACGCUCUGGGCUUCCAUCACGAGCACAUCCGCUCCGACAGAGACCGAUACAUCUCCAUCCUCACCCAGAACAUCCAGUCAGGAAUGGAACACAACUUUGAUCAGCAGCAGACUAACAACCUGGGUACUCCCUAUGACUUCAACUCUGUCAUGCAUUACAGCAGAUACGCCUUCUCCAAAAACGGCGAGCCAACCAUCAUCGCAAAGAGCAACCCUAACCUCAACUUUGGAUGGGCCAGAGAGAUGAGCCCCUAUGACACCGCCCGCAUCAACAAGCUUUAUAAAUGCUCAAGUAAAUGACAGAGGAAACAGUAGACCUCCAGAAACUUCAGCUCUCAGCUUGUCAAGAUUCAGCCAAAGGC
Molecule: messenger RNA, 849 nt
Organism: Plectropomus leopardus (leopard coralgrouper)
Lineage: Eukaryota; Metazoa; Chordata; Actinopteri; Perciformes; Serranidae
Product: low choriolytic enzyme-like
Biological process (GO): proteolysis
Molecular function (GO): metalloendopeptidase activity; zinc ion binding
Source: RefSeq, a predicted model, not a curated record